Molecule: messenger RNA, 2222 nt
Organism: Periophthalmus magnuspinnatus
Lineage: Eukaryota; Metazoa; Chordata; Actinopteri; Gobiiformes; Gobiidae
Gene: luc7l3
Product: LUC7-like 3 pre-mRNA splicing factor
Exons: 10
Coding region: 140-1645 (501 amino acids)
Biological process (GO): mRNA splice site recognition
Cellular component (GO): U2-type prespliceosome; U1 snRNP
Molecular function (GO): mRNA binding
Source: RefSeq, a predicted model, not a curated record
UGGUGCAGAGUCGGGCGUUGUUAGAGAUCGAAGCGUCUGCCAUUUUGAUUAGGGUAUUUUGGGCGCAAUAAAGGAUCCGGUGCUCUUAUCAAGACAAAUCAUCAAAUAUACUGGACACGAGGACUUAGUAUUGUCCAAAAUGCUCUCCGCAGCCCAGUUACUCGAUGAGUUAAUGGGCCGGGACAGAAACUUGGCUCCGGAUGAGAAGAGGUCUAACGUGCGCUGGGACGACGAGAGCGUCUGUCGAUAUUAUUUGUGUGGAUUCUGUCCAGCUGAACUUUUCACAAACACCCGGUCGGAUUUGGGUCCCUGUGAGAAAAUCCAUGAUGAAAAUCUUAGGAAAACGUAUGAGAAAAGCUCUCGGUAUCUCAAGGAAGGUUAUGAGAGAGACUUCCUGCGUUAUCUCCAGUCGCUCCUCGCUGAGGUGGAGCGGCGAAUUCGCAGAGGGCAUGCACGGCUCGCACUCUCUCAAGCUCAACAGAGUGCUGGGGUAUGUGCUUUGGACUUUGUAUCACUGUACCUCAUGUACAGUCAAAUUACAUUGUGUGAUGUAUUUGCACAGGCACCUCCUCCCGCUGGAAAGAAUGAGGAAAAGAUCUCAGUCCUAACAGAGAAGAUUGAGGACUUGGUGUUACAGAUUGAGGAGCUGGGGUCAGAGGGCAAAGUGGAGGAGGCCCAGGGAAUGAUGAAGCUUGUGGAGCAGCUGAAAGAUGAGCGAGAGCUGCUCAGCUCAACCCCCUCGACCAUCGAGAGCUUUGCUGCGCAGGAGAAACAAAUGGAAGUGUGUGAGGUGUGUGGGGCCUUCCUAAUUGUGGGGGAUGCCCAAUCUCGAGUGGAUGAUCACCUAAUGGGCAAACAGCACAUGGGCUAUGCAAAGAUCAAGUCCACUGUGGAGGAGCUUAAGGAAAAACUACGUCGACGCUCUGAGGACCCCCAAGGUGAAAACCCAGUGGUCAGGAGGGACCGUGAAGACCGAGAGCGAGAGAGGGAGGAGAGGGAAAAGAAGCGCAAAGAGGAGGAAGAGAAGGAAAAAGAGCGAGAGAAGGAAAAGGAACGGGAGCGAGAGCGAGACAGAGAGAGGGAUAGAGACAGAAGAGCACGACGAAGCCACUCCCACAGCCGGCACUCAAGCCGCACCUCUGACCGAGAGCGCAAGAGGAGCCGCUCCAGAGAGCGCCGCAAGUCCAGGAGCAGAGAGCGUGACAGGGAGCGCAAACGAAGCAGGAGCCGAGACAGGGACAGAAGGCGCAGUCGCGAUCGCGAUCGCUCAGACAAAAAGCGGCGCUCUCGCAGUCGUGAGCGGAGGAGGUCCCGCAGCUCAGAGCGUAAAUCUCACCGGCACCGUAGCCGCAGUAAAGACAGGGAAAGGGAAAGAGACAAAGGCAGGGACAGAGAAAAGGACAGGGACAAGGACAGGGACAGAGACAGGGACAAGGAGCGCUCGUCUAAGGACAAAGACCGUAAAGACACUGAUGAGAAGAGCAGCUCCAAGAAAGACAAACCCUUGGACAAUGGUGCACCCGCCAUCAAGGCUUCAGUCGAAGCGGAACCAAUGGAGACUGAGGCUCCUGCCUCUGACUCCUCCCCUCGGCUUAACGGCCAACCAGAGCUCGUCCAAUCUGAAGGUGACACUCAGUCCAAUUAAAACUGAUCUGAUAGGACCUCAGAUCAGGCUCAGGGGAAGCUGGAGUGUCCGGAAGAAGAAUGCCCAAAGCUCUGCCCCCCUCGCCCUGAGCCUGACACUGCGCUUCUUAAACACAAGGUGAACCACAAAUGUGUAGUGGCUUAUUUCAGACCCAGUCCAAUAUGUACAAAUGAUGUUGAUGUUGAUGAUGAGAGAAAAGCAGUCAUUAUUUUUUUUUAAGUUCCCUUUUUGGCUCCACGAGGAUAGUUGUGGUUCAUCUGUUGUGCUUCUUAAUCCGACAGCUACCUACCAGAGAAAUAGCCUUUUUUGUUUUGUUGUUGACGCUACACCAUCCUUGUUUCUUGGCAUUUAGUGGAAUUGGAAUAAAAAGUGUUUGUGGUUUGUUUUGAGAUGUCAGGCUUCAUGUCCCUCACAGUGAAGCGUUUGUAUAAUGUUUAAGACCAGAGCAGGAUGUGGUUCCCAUCUCCAGGCUCCCCUUACUGUAUAGAAUUAAAGAACUCAAAAUAUGACCGAAGAUUACAAUUCUGCUGCUUUUAAUGUCUUUGGUGUCUUGAUGAAUAAAAAAGUAAAAAUCUUG